UUUGUCGAAGAAAAACAGUUGCAACGACGUGUCAAUUCUUUAUUGAAGCUGGCCGCUUAGUUUCUUUCCCUGACGGGACCACUCAAACUCAGUGAACAACCAUGAUGAACAUAUUUAGGCUAGCGGGUGACAUGACUCACCUGCUAUCUAUCAUUGUUUUGUUGCUGAAAAUAAACGCGACGCGUUCAUGCCGCGGUGUAUCGCUCAAGACACAGGAGCUCUACGCUUUGGUGUUCGUGUGCCGGUACCUGGACCUGUUCACCAACUUCAUUUCAAUGUACAACACGGUUAUGAAGGUCAUCUUCCUGGCGUCGACCUUCACCAUCAUCUAUUGGAUGCGCUUCCACAAAGUUAUCCGCGUCACCUACGACCGGGAGCAGGAUACCUUCCGUUACCAGUUCCUUGUGCUUCCAUGCGCGGUGCUGGCGCUGGUGCUGAACAACGAGUUCACCGUUAUGGAGGUUCUUUGGACCUUCUCCAUCUACCUGGAGGCUGUCGCCAUCCUGCCUCAGCUGGUGCUGCUGCAGCGUACCAACAACAUCGACAACCUCACAGGAAACUACGUCUUCCUGCUCGGGUCGUACCGUGCGCUGUACAUCCUGAACUGGAUCUACCGCUUCCUGACGGAGCCCAACUACCGCCAGUACCUGGUUUGGGUCUCGGGCAUCGUACAAACCAUCAUCUACAUCGACUUCUUCUACUACUACAUCAAGAGCUGGCGGAACAACGAGAAGCUCUCACUGCCCGCCUAAGCAAGCGCCGGCGUGAAGUGCGUGUCCCCUUGGGGAGUACCCGCAAGUCAGGGAUUUCUUGGAUUCUUAGCAGUGGAGAUCCCAAGGGAGGUGACGGCGGGUCUCGCAUAGUGCGCUGCUCCUGGCAACUCCAGGGCAGCUUGUGGCUCCAGGCACAUCCCGGUUGGCUGCUUGGCCGGUCUGUAUUAGCGCGUUUUAGAGGACCGUGUCCUAUACUGGUACGCUUAGUAAAUGUGAUGCAAUGGAGUGUGGUGAGGUGGCCUCAUACCGGGAUGUGGGAGGAGUGACGGUUGUGUUGUCGUCCGUGGUGCGACCAAGGGGUUCAUUAGGCGGCGGCACUGAAUAGGGCAACCGGUUUCGUUGGUAGGGGCUUCCUUUCUUGCUGGUUCUCUGCACAGGCAAAAGCCAUAGCUGUGGCCUGUCCAAGUGCUUAGCUUAGUUUUCAACUUGUCGUGCUAGUUUCGCCCUUCUAUGCAGGGCUUUUGCUUAGUUCACGCAUCUUGUAGUCAGUGCAUGCGGGUGGCUCUUAUCCUGGCGUGCCUGACUUUUGCUCAGCAGGAAAGUACGAACACGCGUGAAUUGGUAUCUGUACACGUGGACGGUGUCUGGAGCUUCGGGUUGUCGUGAUAUUGGAGUGGUUGAGAUGGCGGAAUGAAAUUUUGGUUCGGAUUUGGUUACACCGACACUGAGAAGAGGCUUGUUCUUAAUGUAAAUUCUGGGUACUUUGCAGCAUAUGUGAAUGCGUAUGCAAAUCUACUUCGUCCUAGCUACCAUGC
Astrephomene gubernaculifera is the source of this 1528-nucleotide messenger RNA. NCBI's taxonomy places the organism in Eukaryota, Viridiplantae, Chlorophyta, Chlorophyceae, Chlamydomonadales, Astrephomenaceae. The record is from the annotation of a GenBank genome assembly.